UGAGGAGGGGGGGAGUAUGGGAAAUGGAAAGUGUGCCGGUCAGCGAGGAAUAGAUAGAUUACAUCAGCAGAGCAUAAGGAAAACCUCAGAGAGGAAAAGGGAAAAAAGAGUAAACCAAAAGGCGGCUAGUGGUGGUUUUGGAAUGGAGCUCCUGCCAGCAUUGGCGUCUACUGUCAGUCUCCUGAAGAACAGCGACGCAGUCCGGUGCAUGAAAAGAAAGUUUGACAGGAGAACCAUGUCAUCUCGGGAGGUGUGUUGGCCGGUACCAAUGAGAGCCAUCGGAGCACAGAAUCUCCUCACUAUGCCUGGAGGAGUUACUAUAGCAGGAUACCUCCACAAGAAGGGAGGCAGCCAGUUUAGCCUCUUGAGAUGGCCACUGAGGUACGUCAUCAUCCUCAAGGGUUGUGUGUAUUACUUUAAAAGUAGUACUUCUGCGGCACCACAGGGGGCGUUUUCUCUGAAUGGGUACAACAGAGUGAUGAGAGCAGCAGAGGAGACAACAUCCAACAAUGUUUUCCCAUUUAAGAUCAUCCACGUCAGUAAGAAACACAGGACAUGGCUUUUCUCAGCAGCGAGUGAAGAUGAGAGGAGGAGUUGGAUGCGAUCCCUGCGAUGCGAGAUUGAUCGUUAUAAUGACCGAAAAGAGUCCCAUCUUCCAAGCGACUCUGAUUCAGAUGCAGACAGUUUCUAUGGGACGAUUGAGAGGCCCUUGGAUAUUAAAGACCCAAUGAAUAAUGCAGAAAAUGAUUUUUGUGAUGAUGAUGAUGAUGAAGACGAUGAGGACUAUUUAAAGCCAGACAGUGAAUGUUUGCCAACAUGUACAGGUCGACCCACUGGACCUCCACCUGCUUACCCUCCACCCCCUGUUCCCAUGAUGUCCCAGCGCCAUAUAGAGUUCUGUCCAAGCAUCCAUAAAGGCACGCCACCUCCAGUCCCAUCACACAACAGAACCCAAACCAACCGCAAAAGACCCCUUCCCUUGAAACCCCCUCCCAUUCCAAAGGACCUAAACAAAGGUCCGCCUCCUCCUCCCCCCUUCGUUCCCCAUCUGCGCAAGCCCUCCUCUGAUAUCCCGCCGCCCCUUCCUCCCCCCAACACACAGCGACCUAUUAAAAGCACAGCGCAGUCAGUCGCUAGGACUGAGACGAACAGAAAAGACUGGAAGUCUCCAACGGCCAUUGUGCUCCAAUCCCCCACCACCCUGCCCAUCUGUGAGCGGCUAGAGACCAGGAUGGUCCUCGAUGGUUCAGACCACUGCUCUCCGAAUGCCGGGAGCAACCGGUCUAUUAGCAACAACCACCUUGGAGCACCUGUCAGCAACCUUCACAGCAGACCAAGCCUUUCAGCGCCACAUGCUGCAAGUUGUGAAGGCCGAACAUCCAAAUCUCGAAAGUCAUACCCUCAGACACCUUCCAGUCACCCUCCGCUGCCCUUCGACCCCCCUCGAUCGCCUCUUCUUCAAACUGGACUACAAAACAAGAGUAUGGAUAUACCUAAAGCUCCACCAGGAGUCAAGCCUCCACUGCCUGUGACCAAGCCCAGACAGUCAGGCACCCCUCUUCAAAGAGCAGCUCCUGAAGGUCAAAGCUUCCGUUCGCCCGGAGGUGAGAGUAUGGAGUUCAAGAAGAAGCAAGACUUGACCAAAAGUAGAGGCGACAUUUCAGACGGCGAUUACGAUAAUAUGCUUCUGCCAGACUCCGUGUUCAUUGACACGACAGAAACCAGCAUUGUAGAAAAAUUAUUUAAGGAGUGCUCCAACUUUCCACAAGAUGGACUUUAUGGAAUCAGAAACUCAGGAACCAAAACCUCAAAGGUGCUGGUGGUAUGGGAUGUCGGCAUCGGAAAAGCCAGAAACUAUCGUUUGUUUGAGGAGGGUGACCGGGUGUUUCUGGACACUGAUAAAACCUUUUCCAGUCUGUCAUCUAUGGUGGAACACUACUACAGCCAUCCUCUCCCUCACCAUGGCUCCCUUUGCCUGCAGAUACCUUACUCAUAAACACUAGUGGUGGGGCAAUACUGCAAAUGCUGGUAUCGAUCAGUACCAAGUAAAUACAGGGCCCGUAUCGCCAAUGACUUGAAAACUUUUCGAGAUGAUUUUGUGAUGUUGCCGUUUAUUUGUUGAUCAUAAUUAUAAUCAGACUAAAACAUGGGCCAAAUUUUAGGCAAAAAAAAUGUUUCAUCAACAUACACAUUUGUAAACAAUUUAACAAUAUAUAAAUACAACAAUGCAAAAAAUAUCAACAAAACAAUACAAUUAAAAUGAUUCCUUUUUAUUAGAUGCAAUGGGCAAAAUAAAGUCACUACUACUUUUGGCUUUUACUCAAAUUCUUUGGCUUUUUGCCCCCAAAGCCUUUAUGUGUCCAACAACAAAUAUAACAAUAACAACAAUGUAACAAUAUGAACACCACAACAAAAAAACACAGAUAUUUGUGAAAAUAAACAUAGAAGAGAACUGAAAAAUAUCGAUGUCAUCAUGCUACUACGAGUAUUGAUGCGACUUGGUAUCAAUGCUACUGAUAUUUGGAUCGCCCCGCCCCCUCCCAAAAAAACACAGUGUACCUUAUCAGUGAACGAUUUGCUAUCACAACCUCCCACGUUGUGAUAUUAUGAGCAUUUAACUAACCGAAAAUAAUGAAAUGUGGGUAAAAACCUGUUUUCCAUUCACACUUGACUCGUAAAAAAAACUACUGUUAAAAAAGCAACCCAACUCCAAAGGGCCACACUCAUGAAUAUGGCAGGUAUGUUUUAGUGCUUCUAUUGAAGCAUCCUCUCUGCAUUUACCACAACAGUGUCUGUGUGGAUGACUGCAAAUGUUAUUUAAAGGAAAACUGCACUUUUCGGGGGGAAUUUUGCCCAUCAUUCACACUCCUUAUGUGAGAGAUGAACACAUAUGUCUCUCUUUUCUGUGUGUUCUAAAGAUAUAAAAAAAAAAGAUGCAGCAAAAGAAUGCACUUAUUUCGCCUAUAAAGCCUUUUGAAAAAAAACCUCCAAAAAGCGUCAACAAUGCUCCAUUUACAUAUAAUGCAUGUGCCGUGCAUAUUGACAUUGUUAUUAUUAUUAUUAACAUUGUAACAUUGGCGAUGGAGCUAUGUUACUGGUGUAUUGACACCUUGACACCACACCGCCUGCUAGUGACUAGCUUUACCACGCACUCGCUCGCAGCGCGUCAACGCAGCGCUCACAAAGCCUCAGACCACUACCAAAAGGUAAAGUUACAUAUUGGAGCUGCUGCUACCGCUGCUGGGUUUUUGUUUUUGAGUUUGGAAAAGUUAACGCUAAGGAUAGGUGUUGUUUCUAUGUUGCUAUGUGAAAUCAUUGGGCCCAGGAAGGAAGUUCCUUUAAUGUUUAAAAGGACCAAAAUACUGUAAACAUUCCAUUUGAUCAUGAAUGUACGUGUUAGUACAUGGUCACAGCAUGUAUAUGAAAACAUAAAACCUUGUUGGAGGUGUUUUAACAGCAGUCUUUGUAGGCGGCAUUGGUGUGUCCCAUUACGUGCAGUGAAGAGCUGUCUGCAUUUAUCUGUUUUUAUAUCUUUAGAAAGCACAGAAAAGAGAAGGACGUGUGUUCAUGUCUCACACAAGGAUUAUGGAUGGAAAAUUCCAAAAGAAAGUGCAUUUCCUUUAAGAAUCUAACAAUGAGCUAAAAUGUUUAUGGGUUGUUGUUUUUUUUUACUUUAUUAGAUGUUUUUGUUUUUAAUGCUGGUCAUCACUCUACAUUUAUAUUGUAUGUACUGUAUAUGCUGUAUGUAAAAAAGUUAUGCAAAUACAUAUACUGUUUUCUAAUAUACAGUAAGUUCGGACUGUAUAACGUGUUGCUUUCUGUUGUGUGUGUGUGUGUGUGUGCGUGUGUGCUACCAUGAACAGUACAGAAUUGUUAGGAUAGGUUUAUUGUAACCAAGAGAGACAGACACUCUAACAGUAAAGAAAGGUUAUAAAUUAAUUUGUAUUUGACUGAAAGAAAUGAGUAUUUGUUGCCCUACCAAACAGCAAGAAUUCCGGCCCUUACAGAACGGUUUUGUGUGUCCAUUACGCAGGCAAAUUAAUCCUGUCCAUUUUGUAAAGCAUGCCUAACCUUUCACAGAAAGCCUCUCUCAUUCAAACCUCUGUACCACCACAGGCAAGACCAAAGAGCUGUCAAAGAAAAACCUCAACGCCAAGAUUAUAGACCUCCAUUCAUCCAUCCAUUUUCUAUGCCGCUUCUCCUCAUUAGGGUCGCGGGGGUGUUGCUGGAGCCUUCCUCUACAUAUUUGCCAGUUUCCAGUCUCGCUGUAAAUUACAGAUUUGGAUUCACAGCUUUAUGGUAACGCCAUGUUCCUGGCCACCUUCAAAACAUUUUUGCUAUCAAUUGCGAUAUUUCUGUCAGCAAUUUCAAAAAGACAUUUUCAUUUUCCAGUGCCAGAUCAAAUAAUGACCUAAAAUCUCAUAUAUGGAAGCAGAAAAACCCCUCUGUUGUAUAUGUACAGCCUAACCACUGUAAUGAUGUUUCCAGCUGACCUCACCAGAGUCAAUUGCCGCUGUCUCUGGUGCUGAAGCAUUUGACGUAGAAUAGGAAGAAGACUUGAUGAAAUGAUGAUCAUUCGAUGUGGUUUUCUCAUAGAAGUACACAUGUUGAUGAGGCAUAGUAGUAUUUAGACUGAUAUUAUGUAUCGUUCCACAGCUAGUUUGCUUUAUGUCAUCUACACUGGUUACUGUAUCCAUUGUCACCCAUUUGCUUUACUGUCAUUGAAGUAAAAACAUGCUGUGCAACAAAAUUAUUGCAGCAGCUUUGUUAGAUAAAAGUAUAAAAUAUCGUGAAAACAUGUUUUAAAAAAUGCUCGAACGGAGGAAGACGGUGUUAACAAACUACCUUAGGUUGAAAAAUCCUUUAUUAUGGCCCAUUUUUAUUAUGUCUCUGGCCGAAUUCACAAAUAAAUGUUCAAUCAGUGGCUACAACAAUUUCUUUGUCAACUCGGUCAGUGAAGUAACACAAAUGUUUAGUCCGUCGGCAAUAGCUCGUAAGCCAACUGACCCAGGACAGCCAGUUUUCAGGUUAUAGCAAAUACUGUAAUUUGCGGUGUAUAAGUCGCUACUUUUUUCUUAAACUGUGAAUCCUGCGGUUUAUACAGCGGUGCAGCUAAUUUAUGGCUAUACGUUGUAAUUUUGUGACAUCUCUUUUACUUAAGAACUACUACUAAUCGUUUAAAUACUGUGCUGUACUGUACCGUGAUAAAUAAUGUGUUAGCAGUGUCAAAGCGCUGUAAAUGCCUUGGAGGUGGAAUACAAGUGAAAGACAAUUUAUAAUUUACUAUGCCGCUCACGGGUCAUUGAGGAAACGGUAGCUCUUUCUUUGGCAGGGGCCAAUCACAACCUAUAAGUCAACUCCCGACGAGCUUGUCAACCCAUUGGAAAUCACAGGAGGUCAUGAGUCAUUAUAGCAGUAUGAGUCACUGUGUCAUCUUACCAAGAACGCUAAAAUCAUCACACAGCAACUUAACACCCAAAAGCUAGGUAAGAAAUAUACAAGGCAAGUACCAAUACGAGAUUAAAAUGUAAAACAACAGCUAUUUUAACUUCAUCCCAUAAUGCAUUUUGUCCCAGCAAAGCAUUUCAUUGGUUAUUGUUGCCAGGGCGCUGCAAUGCUGCCUCUGUCCACCAAAGGGCGCCAGAGGAGCCCAGAGGGAGGCUGACAUCAUUGCAGCGCCCCGGCAGCAAGUGCCCCCUUAAAAAUCCUUGAUCAAAAGCCUCUGUCAUUCCAUCAGUGUAAUGAUUGUAAAAAUAUAAAAUGCUUAAUUUUAAACAUUUCAUUCACUUUAAAAAAUAGCUGUUUGAUUUUUAAAGCUCUUCACGGAUUAGCCCCACCUUCACUAUAUUAAACUCAGGACUGUCAGAGGCUUUUUCACCAGAGCCUCCCUCAGACGAGACGUGGAGAUUCCACACAGGAAAACAACCUUUGGACAAACUAGUUCUGUCAGUUCAAGGAAGUCAUUUUUGCAAUAGCCUCCCAACAAACAUUAACGAAUGUGCCACAUAUUGCACUUUUAAGAAGCAUCUCAAACAAUUUUGUCAAAGUUCCCAGUCAUGUCCUCAUUUUUGGAAUAAUUGAAUUGUUUUAAAGUUAUUUUUAUAUGUAGUUGUGUGUUUGUGUUUUUAUUUGAAAUUGUAUAUUUUUCUACAAGUCCUUUCUUUUUCCUGCCUCGGGACUGCAGGUGAAAAUUUGCAAAUAUACUAGAAUCUGGCUCAUUUACAGCCUGUACAAAAGUACAGGACAAUGUACUUGUCCCGAAUAAAUAAAUAAAUAAAAUAACAAGAUACUUUCGGUUUAGGUUAUGUCGACAAGCGCUUAGGCCGACAUGACUUAGCCAGCCUGAGGGUAAACAGCUUUGACUGUACAAGGUUAUGUACUUGGGUUUGGUUUGCCACGCAACGUUUAAAUCGCUUUGGUCAUCAGUCCAUGGUGUACCCUGCUUCUCGACCAAAGUCAGCUGGGAUAGGCUCCAGCUUACCUGCCACCCUGAACAGGAUGCAUAUGCAAUGCAUAGCGAUAACGGAUGCUUGAAUUGGUUUCUUUAAGAUUAUGCGUAUUUUGCCGUGUGCUUACACGGGUUCUCUUCCGGUACGCCCCGCCACGGUCAAGGCUGACCUUGUAUUUGUAAAACGAGUAAACAGCAGCCAUCCAUCAAAUAAGACCACUGUCUGGCUUUGCUACUCUUGUCAUUUUAGAUAUAACGCAAUCUGUCUAUGUCAAAGGGCUAAGCAACAGCAUGGAACUGUUUUCUUGAUAUUACUGUACAGUAGAUCCCACAUAUUCAUGUAUUUCUUUUUUGUGCGUUAAACAGUAAAUAGAAAAAAAACGCUGCAGCUAUGAAUCCAGCAGAUGGAGCUGCGUCCCGAGUCAGCUCAGUCAACAUUUUCCAGCACGAAGAUGCUGUGACAAGACGUGAUGUUGUGUAACUGCAUGUUUUGUAAGUACAACACUGUAUACCAGUGAUUCUGGGUGCCACCUAGGGGCCCCGUGUGUUUUGGGGCCCUCCUUUUUGUUGUGCUAAAUUUGAUUAGUAUUUAUUUUUGUGUUACUCUUUGAGCUUUGUAAAUUAAGGAGCUUGAUUAGGUGCAUGAAUGAAGUUUGAAUUAUUUUAAAAUGAUUAUGAUUGAAGGCCAAGUGUUCCCAAAUUUUUGAUGAGCACAUGGUUUUAGCCAUUUGACAAGGCUUAGGCCUGUUAAACUAUAAGUAGGUUAGUCAUAGUUCUUGAAUACAAAUCAAAUCAAGAGUAAGAUAGAAGUGAUUGGAUCCCAACACCCUCUACACUGGAAAUCUUGGGCCCCCAGGUAAAAAAAAAAAAGGUUAAAAACCCCUGCUGUAUACGAUAUGCUUGUAAUUGUUUCUUAAUGUGUAAAACUGAA
Messenger RNA from Dunckerocampus dactyliophorus (ringed pipefish), 7379 nucleotides. It is a transcript of the gene sh3bp2, whose product is annotated as SH3-domain binding protein 2. Gene Ontology annotation, biological process: signal transduction. The coding region runs from base 17 to 1996 and encodes 659 amino acids. Gene Ontology annotation, molecular function: SH3 domain binding. The record is from RefSeq and is a predicted model, not a curated record. The transcript has 13 exons. NCBI's taxonomy places the organism in Eukaryota, Metazoa, Chordata, Actinopteri, Syngnathiformes, Syngnathidae.